UGUUGUGUUUUCCCCAUAUAGGAAGAGAAGAGACGCAAAACGACACCCAGAGAAACAACUGAGAGAAAAAUGGCUCGAACCAAAACAGCUGUGAGCUCCAAGACCCACCCUCCCAAGUGCCUCCAGUGUGGACAGUACCUGGACGACCCGGACCUCAAGUAUGGGCAGCAUCCCCCUGAUGCGGUGGAUGAGCUGCAGAUGUUGACAAAUGAGAAACUGUCCAUCUUCGAUGCCAAUGAAUCUGGCUUUGAGAGUUACGAGGCUCUUCCCCAGCACAAACUGACAUGUUUCAGUGUAUACUGUAAGCACGGUCAUCUAUGUCCUAUUGACACCGGCCUGAUUGAGAAGAAUAUCGAGCUCUCUUUUUCUGGUUCAGCAAAACCAAUCUAUGAUGAUGACCCCUCUCUUGAAGGUGGUGUUAAUGGCAAAAAUCUUGGCCCUAUAAAUGAGUGGUGGCUUACUGGCUUUGAUGGAGGUGAAAAGGCUCUCAUCGGUUUCAGCACUUCAUUUGCUGAAUACAUUCUGAUGGAUCCCAGCCCAGAGUAUGCACCGAUAUUUGGUCUGAUGCAGGAGAAGAUCUACAUUAGUAAGAUCGUGGUUGAGUUGCUACAGAGCAAUCCUCACUCAACCUAUGAAGAUCUGAUCAAUAAGAUCGAGACGACUGUUCCUCCUUCUGUACUCAACUUGAAUCGUUUCACGGAGGAUUCCCUCCUUCGACACGCACAGUUUGUGGUGGGGCAAGUGGAGAGUUACGAUGAAGCCGGAGACAGUGAUGAGCCACCCAUCUUCCUGAGCCCCUGCAUGAGGGCCCUGAUCAAGCUGGCUGGGGUCACUCUGGGACAGAGGCGUGCCAAGAGCCGUCAGACUAUCAAGCAUUCUACCAAGGAGAAGGACAAAGGACCCACGAAAGCCACCACAACCAAGCUGGUCUACCAGAUCUUUGACACUUUCUUCUCAGAACAAAUUGAAAAGGAUGACAGAGAAGACAAGGAGAAUGCCUUUAAACGUCGGCGCUGUGGUGUCUGUGAGGUUUGUCAACAGCCUGAAUGUGGAAAGUGUAAAGCCUGUAAGGACAUGACUAAAUUUGGUGGUAGUGGACGAAGCAAGCAGGCUUGCCAGGAGAGGAGGUGUCCCAACAUGGCCAUGAAGGAGGCAGAUGAUGAUGAGGAAGUUGAUGAUAAUAUCCCAGAGAUGCCGUCACCCAAAAAAAUGCACCAGGGGAAGAAAAAGAAACAGAACAAGAAUCGGAUCUCCUGGAUCGGAGAAGCUGUGAAGACUGAUGGGAAGAAGAGUUACUAUAAGAAAGUCUGCAUUGAUGCGGAAACCUUGGAAGUAGGAGACUGUGUCUCUGUUAUUCCAGAUGAUUCCUCCAAACCGCUGUAUCUAGCGAGGGUCACAGCUCUGUGGGAGGACAGCAGCAACGGGCAGAUGUUUCAUGCCCAUUGGUUCUGUGCCGGGACAGAUACCGUCCUUGGGGCCACCUCGGACCCUCUGGAACUGUUCUUGGUAGAUGAAUGUGAGGACAUGCAGCUCUCGUACAUUUAUAGCAAAGUGAAGGUCAUUUAUAAAGCUCCCUCUGAAAACUGGGCCAUGGAGGGAGGCAUGGAUCCUGAGUCCCUGCUGCCAGAGGACGAUGGGAAGACCUAUUUCUACCAGUUGUGGUAUGACCAAGAUUAUGCGAGAUUUGAGUCACCUCCGCAAAUCCAGCCAACAGAGGAUAACAAGUACAAGUUCUGUGCAAGCUGUGCCCGUCUGGCUGAAAUGAGGCAAAAAGAAAUCCCCAGGGUCUUGGAGCAACUUGAUGACCUGGAUGGCCGGGUCCUCUACUAUUCAGCCACUAAGAACGGCAUUCAAUAUCGGGUGGGCGAUGGUGUGUACCUGCUACCUGAGGCCUUCACAUUCAACAUCAAGCUCUCCAGUCCUGUGAAACGCCCACGGAAGGAGCCUGUGGAUGAAGACCUGUAUCCUGAACACUACCGGAAGUAUUCUGACUAUAUCAAAGGUAGCAACUUGGAUGCCCCUGAGCCCUACCGAAUAGGCCGGAUAAAGGAGAUCUUCUGUCCUAAGAAGAGCAAUGGCAAGCCCAAUGAGGCCGACAUCAAGAUCAGGCUCAACAAGUUCUACAGGCCCGAGAACACUCACAAGUCCACCCCGGCGAGCUACCAUGCAGACAUCAACCUGCUGUACUGGAGUGACGAGGAGGCUGUGGUAGACUUCAAAGCGGUGCAGGGCCGCUGUGCCGUGGAGUACGGGGAAGACCUGCCCCAGUGUGUUCAGGACUACUCGACGGGCGGGCCAGACCGCUUCUAUUUUCUGGAGGCCUAUAAUGCAAAGAGCAAAAGCUUUGAAGACCCUCCAAACCAUGCCCGGAGCCCUGGAAAUAAAGGAAAAGGGAAGGGAAAAGGGAAAGGCAAGCCUAAAUCUCAAACAUGUGAGCCGAGUGAACCUGAGACAGAAAUCAAGCUGCCCAAACUGAGGACCCUGGAUGUGUUUUCGGGCUGUGGAGGGCUGUCAGAAGGAUUCCACCAGGCAGGAGUCUCUGAGACACUAUGGGCCAUUGAAAUGUGGGACCCCGCGGCUCAGGCAUUCCGGUUGAAUAACCCUGGCUCCACAGUGUUCACGGAGGACUGCAAUGUCCUACUGAAGCUGGUCAUGGCUGGUGAGGCAACCAACUCCCGGGGCCAGAGGCUGCCCCAGAAGGGAGACGUGGAGAUGCUGUGCGGUGGGCCGCCCUGCCAAGGCUUCAGCGGCAUGAACCGCUUCAACUCGCGUACCUACUCCAAGUUUAAAAACUCCCUGGUGGUCUCCUUCCUCAGCUACUGUGACUACUACCGGCCCCGGUUCUUCCUCCUGGAGAAUGUCAGGAACUUCGUCUCCUUCAAGCGCUCCAUGGUCCUGAAGCUCACACUUUGCUGCCUGGUCCGCAUGGGCUAUCAGUGCACCUUCGGUGUGCUGCAGGCUGGCCAGUACGGUGUGGCCCAGACUCGGAGGCGGGCCAUCAUCUUGGCUGCAGCCCCUGGGGAGAAGCUCCCGCUGUUCCCAGAGCCACUGCAUGUGUUUGCACCCCGGGCUUGCCAGCUGAGUGUUGUGGUGGACGACAAGAAGUUUGUCAGUAACAUCACCAGGUUAAGUUCAGGUCCAUUCCGGACCAUCACAGUGCGUGACACCAUGUCUGACCUGCCUGAAAUCCGGAAUGGGGCAUCAGCGCUAGAGAUUCUGUACAAUGGGGAGCCUCAGUCCUGGUUUCAGAGGCAGCUCCGGGGCUCACAGUAUCAGCCCAUCCUCAGGGACCACAUCUGCAAGGAUAUGAGUGCGUUGGUGGCCGCCCGCAUGCGGCAUAUCCCUCUGGCCCCAGGCUCAGACUGGCGUGACCUGCCUAACAUCGAGGUGCGGCUCUCAGAUGGCACCAUGGCCAGGAAGCUUCGGUACACCUACCAUGACAGAAGGAAUGGUCGCAGCAGCUCUGGGGCCCUCCGUGGGGUCUGCUCCUGUGUGGAAGCUGGCAAAGCCUGUGACCCUGUGGCCAGGCAGUUCAACACCCUCAUCCCCUGGUGCCUGCCUCAUACCGGGAACAGGCACAACCACUGGGCUGGCCUCUACGGAAGGCUUGAGUGGGAUGGCUUCUUCAGCACAACUGUCACUAACCCCGAGCCCAUGGGCAAGCAGGGCCGUGUGCUCCACCCAGAACAGCACCGUGUGGUGAGCGUGCGGGAGUGUGCCCGCUCCCAGGGUUUUCCUGACACCUACCGGCUAUUUGGCAACAUCCUAGACAAGCACCGGCAGGUGGGCAAUGCCGUGCCGCCUCCCCUGGCUAAAGCCAUUGGCUUGGAGAUCAAACUCUGCAUGUUGGCCAAAGCUCGAGAGAGUACCUCAGCUAAAGUAAAGGAGGAGAAAGCUGCUAAGGACUAGUUUGCCCUCCCUCACCUUGUUUCUGGCACCAGGAAUUUAUGCACUGAUGUUAUAUUUUUAACUUGUUGAAAUCUGUCAUUUCAAACGUGUUGUACAUGGUGUUUGUGGCCUUGGCUGACACGCAGCUAUUCCGUGAGGUUUGCUUAUCAACUAAUGACUUAGUGAUCAAAUUGUGCCGUGCCUUGUGUGUUCUGGAUUUUAAAAUUUUUUUUAUGCCAUUAUAUCAAAUCUACCACUGUAUGAGUGGAAAUUAAGACUUUAUGUAGUUUUUAUAUGUUGUAAUAUUUCUUCAAAUAAAUCUCUCCUAUAAACCAC
Otolemur garnettii (small-eared galago) is the source of this 4224-nucleotide messenger RNA. RefSeq names its product DNA methyltransferase 1 (gene DNMT1). Gene Ontology annotation, molecular function: DNA binding; DNA (cytosine-5-)-methyltransferase activity; chromatin binding. The record is from RefSeq and is a predicted model, not a curated record. Lineage: Eukaryota; Metazoa; Chordata; Mammalia; Primates; Galagidae. Gene Ontology annotation, cellular component: nucleus. Bases 70 to 3909 code for a protein of 1279 amino acids. The transcript is spliced from 28 exons.